AUGCCGCUAGUACAGCGGGCGGUGUGGCAUCCGCCUCCGUCGCUGUUGAAGGGGCACAGCAACGCUCUCAGCACAGGCAGACAACCUGCCGCCAUUGCAGAUUUGUUUUUAAGCUGCUGCACCUCGCCUCUCUGCCAGGGGUCUGCUCUGCUUGUGAUCUUUAAGCAACUCAGUGCCGAUCAACAGUGCGAUAUUCUCUCCAUGGCUUUGGCGAGUGCAACAUCCCUUGCUGAGUCUCAGCUUGACAGCUACGUUGCGGAGGUCCUUCGCAACGAUUCAUUUUUGCCGACGCACUGGGUGCGUCUUGUCAAAUGUCUGCCAGGCAACACUGCUCCGCAUUUACUGCCUUGGACACGCAUCGCAGAGCGCGUGCUGUGUUCCUCGGCAGUCCCCUUCUCGUCUAACGAUGACGCCUGCACGUUCAUUGCGCGUGUGCUGGGGUGCAUGGAGGACCAGGGUAUCCCGAGGAACACGAUUGCGCAAUGCCUGGAGACAUGCGGUCUUUUGUAUGAAGCGUGCGCGUACGCCUCAUCGUCGUCGAAGUUUCUCCCGCCACCGCCUCGGCUGGCACCGGAUGGAGGGUGGGGGUACGGCGACGCAAUGCAUUCCAUGUGCGCGCUACCUGAGCCGCCGAUGCGAUGGUUUGAUGCGGCUCGCCGCAGCAUGCCUCGGGUUCUGCGUCACUACUCUACCCUUGUCUUGCUACGAUCGGUUGUGCAGAAGUGGGGUGUGACGGACAACGGCUACAACGACCGGUGGAGGAGUUUUGCUGAAGCGUACAUGACGACGCUGGAGGCUGCGAGCGCCGUGCACUUCCUUUUCAGCGAAGGAAACGCCGUCACUGCGCGCGUUCUUCUACCACAUUGUCACACACCGCAACAGAUCGCCACGCUAAUGCGCUACACAUGUCGCGUUGACGUCUCCCUGGCGCUCGCGGCUCUGACUCGUUCGGUGGAGCUGCGCACACCACACCACAAUCUCGCGCAUGUUCACCUUACGCACCUCACGACUGGGCAAAAGGUGCAUUUGGCCUUCUGGGCUCAGGCGGAGUGCUGUAAUGCUGAACGUUCGGGGUGUGACGUGUCAGACGACACCACCGUCGAGUUCCUUUCGCGGACUCUCUCCUUCGGUGUUCUUGAUCGCGGCAUGCUGCUUCGAUGCCUGCGUGAGGUCCUCCCCGCUGGUGCGCUUACCAGAGGUGACCGCUCUCUUGCGCACCUCCUCGCUUCGAUCCCUGCAUCCGUUGUCGAGCACGCUGUGAGUCUGCUGGGGACUGUGGAAAGCGACGCCCUCUCCUGGUGGACAUCACUGUGCACUGAGGCCGGCAACUUUGACGGUGCCUUUGCACUACUGGAGGCAAUGGCCGCGCGCGGCUAUUUGCCGCACAUGAGCGUAUUGGUGGCGCUCCUUGAGGCACUUCGUGACGACUGCCAGAACUUUGCGCGGGGCGUUACGCUACUGCGAUUUUCAUUUCCGCAGGUCUCGGACACCGUACUGCGUGCCUAUGUUGAACGGACAGCUGCAAGUAUCACCCGUACCUCGCCGCUCGCGCUUUCUACGAAACAGGCCAUCCAAGCCCUCAGUGCAUUGGGCUUGAUGCGGGCGGCGCACCGUCUCAACAGUCCUGCAGCCGCUACCGUGGCAGAGGAUACGCCAAGCACGACAACACCGCUGCUUGCGUUGGCCGAGGUGGCAGAUCAGUUGAAGGUACCAAUACCGCUGCAUGUUGGUGCAAUCGAGGGUCUUAUUGCCGCGAGCUCGAAGCUGGGCUACAAUGUUAUGUUGUCAGUGAACGUGAUGGCGGCAACUGGAGGGUGUUGUGUGUCGUGGGCAUCGAUACCUGCGCAAGACCUGGAAUCGCUGUAG
Messenger RNA from Leishmania braziliensis MHOM/BR/75/M2904, 1866 nucleotides. RefSeq lists its product as hypothetical. NCBI's taxonomy places the organism in Eukaryota, Euglenozoa, Kinetoplastea, Trypanosomatida, Trypanosomatidae. The record is from RefSeq and is a predicted model, not a curated record. Bases 1 to 1866 code for a protein of 621 amino acids. The transcript has a single exon.